AGUGGGAGUGACGUCAUAAAUUGCUUCGUGACGUCACAAGAGGCACAGUUUAAAUGGCAGGUGUGAAAAUACUGCCUUAAACCCUCGAAUAUUCACAUUUUGACCAACUUUUCACCCACGGCGCGUUGACACAAGCACCGUGAAGGGUCAGAGAACACCUGGUGAGAGAGAGAAGGAUGGAGAUAAAGGAGAAGAAGAGAAAAUAAGAGGAAAAUAACAGCAGUGUCCGUCACGUUGAGGGUUGUUUGGUAUUCUUAGACUCAUCAGAAAAUGGCUGAGCAAACCCAGACGUGUAUUGUGCUUAAUGAUGUCACAGUAGUCAGUCAAGAUAUAGAGCCAUGUGGGGAUCCCCGUAUCUGUUUAGUUGGGAGCCUUGCAGAUGACGCAGAGACAGUCGAGGCAGCUAAGAAAUUCAACGUGCCUGUGGUGACAUCAGAGACAGGGGAGGAGUAUGUGUCAGACUCUGCCUUCUGCACGUACUUUGUCCUGAGUGAUUUUGAGAGUCCGGUGUUUGAAGAGCUUGAUAAGGCGGGAGUUCGGUUACUAGGGAAGCCAGCACUAAUAGAGCUGUCUGGAAAUGGAGUGCUCACCUAUACAAGACGGCCAGUCUUCUGCCAUGUUAUGAAAGAUGCCAUUCUCGUCUUCACAGGAUUCAGAAAGAAGAAUGAAGUUUGCAGGUUACUGAAGCUGGUGCACUACAUGGGUGGGAGUGUGAAGAAUGAGAUCAUAGACACCGUGACACACCUGCUGGCGUACUCCUCCACGGGGGAGAAGUACCAGUACGCCAACACCUUCAACAUACCCAUCAUGAGUGAGGACUGGGUGCAUGCUGCCUGGGCCCACCGAGACGAGGUGGGAGCCCGGGCCACCACAGACACCAUGGCCAAGUACAAGCUGAAGGUGUUCCAAAACCUGCGCAUUGUGUUGGUGGGCUUCCAGGAAGAGGACCAGAGCCAGAUGGAGGACCUGGUGACUCAGAAUGGUGGCUUCAACACCACCCUGGAGGACCAGCAGGCGACGCAUGUGGUGUUAGAGGACCAGACAGUGACAGAGAAGCCUCCUGACUGUCCCCCAAAGGCACAUGUGGUGAAGGCUGAGUGGUUUUGGACAUCUAUACAGAUGGAGGCGCCACCCAGUGAGACCUUGCAUCUCUUUGAGGAAUUGAAUGCCAGUAUGUUAAGUCCACGACAGAUGUUCUCCUCUCCUUCCACUCCUGGUUCUCGGAGUCGGCGCCGCAAACGGUUACGAGAGACAGUGCAGCACCUGGCACAAGAUGACUCCUCCUCCGCCCUUCCCUCUGCCCCAGCCAGCAGCAAAAGAAGAUCCUCUGCGGGUGACUUGGCUUUCUUGUCAGCUGAUGGUUCCUUCCUGGACGACACUGCCUCCACACCAAACAGGCUUGCUCCUCCCUCUGGCAGAUCAUUCAGUGAGCUAGAUGGCAGUGAGCAGAUCCCCCUCAGUCCGCCACCUGUUGACCUCCGGCAGCUCUCGGCGAGACAGCGCGUCUUCCACGAGUUAGUUAAGACUGAAUGCAAUUACGUCAGCAUUCUAGACGCAAUAGAAAAGGUCAUCAAAGUCCCUCUAGAGAACAACUCCCAGUCAGGUGGCCCCAUGCUGGACAGCCAGGAGUUGCGUUACAUAUUUGGUAACCUGCCACCAAUACACACAGUUCACACAAGGAUGCGGGAUGACCUCCUCCAUCUGGCUCACAACUGGACGCCUGAUGCCAGUAUUGGGGAGAUCAUCUUGAAAUACUCUACUGAAUUGGAGAAGGCGUAUCCACCUUUCAUCAACUUUUUCGAAAACAUGAAGGAAAUGCUGCAGAAAAUCUCGAGUGAAAGGCCAAGAUUUCACGCCUUCCUCAAAAUUGCCCAAAACAAACCUGAGUGUGGCCGCCAGAGUUUGCAGGAGCUGUUGAUUCGACCUGUACAAAGACUACCGUCCAUGAGUCUCCUUAUUGGCGACAUCUUGAAGCACACAGAGAAGACGUCGCCCGACCAUGUAGCUCUGGAACAAGCCCUGGACAAGAUCAAAUCUGUCAUGACCUUCAUCAAUGAUGACAAACGGAAGACGGAAGCAAAACUAAAGUUAUUUGAGAUCCAUAAUGAUAUUGAAAUGUGUCCGCCUAACCUUGUGGCAUCUCACCGAAUGCACAUGAGUAAGGUGGACGUGACAGAGCUGAGUGAUAGCUGUAGUGGGCGGGGUGACACCCUCACUCUCUUCCUUUUCAACGAUGUACUUGAGAUCUGCAAAAAGAAGAGUAAAUACAACAGUAUAAAGAGCCCAAGCCGAGCCAAUCUUCACGCCCUGAAGAGCAUUAAAACCUACAAGCACCUGGAGAUGAUGAAUCUAGCCCAUAUUAAGAGGAUUGUGGACAUCAGGGAAACUGAAGAUUGUCACAACGUAUUUGCCCUCAUCAUCCGGAGCAAUCAGGAGUUAAAGGAGCGACUCUUCACCUUCACCCUCAUUCAGGACGACAUAACAAAGUCCACCUUCCUCAAAACUUUAUGUCGAACUGUUGCAAACAUUGCCUGCAGAAAUGAUGUUGAAAAUUUUCUGGUUUCCAUGGAUCCUCACCAUCUUGAUAUAGAGACCAGUGAUGUCAGUCUUACUAAUGCUUUAAGUAAAGCUCUCAAAUUUGCGACCCGAACUGGAAGGAAAGUAAGUCGAGCGUUCAGCUUUAACAAGUCACCGAGCAAGCUGAAGCGAGCCGUGUCGACAGUAAUGAGUCCUUUUGGCACCCUGCCACAGCAAUCGUCCAUGAGAGGAGCAACAAGUGUCAAUAACCUAGCCGAUUUGUCUUUAUCAGGAACACCUCCCACUGGGGGCUUUGCUCAUCCCAUGGCUACUCCUACGUCUCGCAGACGCACCCUGAAAAAUGCACAUUGAAGACGCCCGCCACUGGAGCAGCAAAAGUUUCUCCCGCGAUGGGUUUGCCAACACUCACAAAGGCCACCCACACCUAGCCAAGUGUCUCACAAUCACUCCCCUUCAGGAUGUUUAUAGGGUUGUAAUGAUGCCAAAUACUUAUUUUCUAAGUACAAUACCAGUGCUGUACCAAAUUUUUCAGAGGGUGUGAAAAAUGUGCAAGCUUGUGGUAGUGGCCCCAGCUUGACCUAAGAAAUACUUAAGUUCCCAUGUAUAUUCCUCAAGAUACAAAAGUCUCCCUUUGAUAGCAUUAAUGUAAAUAGUUUAUGAUGCAAUACAUUUAGUACAAAAUUAUAUCAACCACUUAAUACUGAUUUCAUAAGUGAGCAGCUGUGGUAUGAAUUUUUGUGCCUUGGACUUGUAAAUACAUACAUAUAUAUAUUUGACAGGAGAAUGUUGAAAUGUCUGUAUGGGUAGCUGUCUUCUCUCACUCUUUAUAGUUAGUGCCGGUGUUGAGGAAGAGAGGUGUUUACUCCAUUACAGUUAGUACACACAACUUUCUGCAUUUAUGAAACUGAUUUUGUGGUUUCUUAAGAGAAGAAAAGUGCUUGUGAUUUGCAUUUUCUAGAGACAUUCACUGCAUUAUAAGCCAUUAUGAAAACAUCUAGUGAAGAGCAAUCUAUCUCACAGUAUUGAUCAUGUCCACUAUUUGUUUUGGUGGAUUUGAAGGAAGCUUUCAUGAAAUAGGUAGAAAAAUGUGAUUUCAGAUUUUUUUUUUUUUUUCUAUUUAUUUAUUUAUUUUAUUUAUUUAUUUUUUUUUUUUUUCCUUAUUUAAUCUGUCACUGUUGAUAAUGUUGAUAUGGUCAAAUUGUAUACCAGAACACUGAGAAAAAGGACAUUUUUUGUGCAUGAAUCAGAACCAAGGCAUUUUAUUACUUGACUGGCAUCCUCAAUUUUAUCAUCAUCUACAUACAUAUUUUAACUUUUUAACUCAAACAUACAUUUUUAAGCACAUGCACCGCUGACAUACAAUGAAGUAAAUGGUUCCUGAUUAUGCCAAUUUGUUUCAUGCCAAAUAGCACUUUGAUUCACUUAACUGGAAGCUUAUGUAGGAGAGAAAAGAGGUACAACUGCAGAGGCUCGGUAUCAACAUUCUGAUUAGUGAGGUUCAUGACCAUCCUGAGAAUGCAGGUGUUUGUCUCAGCAGCUCUCAUAUGUCACAUGGAAAGACUGAUUAUUGUUUUUAUUUUCAGAGUACUAGGUUUUAUGUUAAGCUUUGGAAUAAAUAGGGAGGCAAGUAUGUAUAAUUUGUAAUGAGCCCAAUGUCACUGUGUUGUGUUUCAAGUUUCUCAUCAAUAAGUGUUCCUUCAUAUUCACCAUCAGGGCAUCGCUCUACAUGGGGAGGGUGUGCUUUUAGUCUGUUAGUUCAUCAUUCAUUUGGUUUAGUACACUUAUUAUUCUCUUGUCUGUCUCACCACAUUCUGAAUAUUAUAUCUCAUCGUCAUCCGUGUUAUAUCUUUUGUAUCUUUGUAUCGUAUCUUUGUUGUUGCGUCAUUGUUGUGUCGUACAUCAGUGUCUCAUUUGGUGGAUGAGGAGUGCUUCUCAUAGCUGCCAUAUACUGAUUCAUGUGUUCAGUGUUCUGCCAACUGCCACCACUGUUAUGACUCAGAGCAUAGCAGGGGGUUGGCACACUCAGCUUAACUCUACAGAAGGGUCAUCAUACAAGCCACAUGUAUGAAUCUGCACCUCUAUCGUGACUUACCGCACUUUUCAUGACUGUACAUAAUGCAUACUUAUUUUGUCGCAUGGCAUUUUUUACCUGAUGAAUCAAUUUGGUGCUUCUAGUGAUCCCCAUGAUAUAUUCUUAGAACAUUCUAGCCAUGUAAUGAAUGCAUAAGGAGCAGGAAAUUUAUACUGAUUGAUCUCUUGUUACAUAGGUGAUGAACAAACUUAGAUUUCAACAUUUUCACCAUAAGACCUGUAUUUUGAAUUGCUUUAGGCUCUCGGGACUGUUUUCAAAGGCUACAGAGGUGAUGGGUUAGGUUGUGGGUGUUUUCCUCUGUAAACUAUCACCAAAAUCUUGAAAACCCAGCAACUUCCACUAGAGCCUCAACCUAUCUCUAGAAUCUUGAAAACUCCCCAGUAACUUCCUCUAGUCCUCAAAGUAUCACUAGAAUCUUUAAAAAAAUUACCCUGGAAAACUUAUCUCGCCAGGUCCUGAAGGUAGUUUCGGUAAGAUACUUAAACGUUUUGAGAAUGCAGUCCCAAGAUUAUCAUUAGUUUAAAUUGUGUCAUAUUUUGAAUUUGUACUGCCAUGAAUAUUUUUUACGUGGACUGAACAUCGAAUAUCUCGUUGCCAUUUAAUAAUUCCCUUCCAUCCAGGAGGUUUGCCGUCUCUCUGCCAUGUGUGUGUUUCAAGUAACGAUGUGGAGCGCAUGAUUUAAGUUCGUCUGGGCAAGAGUGAUAAUCUAGAUACUACUCCUGUACCUAGGUACUCUGUGUACAUACUAUAACUGACUUGACGAUCCCCCUUCUUGUUCUGUCAAACAUUCCAUUGUUUUUGAGCAUAUAUUUGGGAUUUCAGUCAGUCAUGCCAAGUGUUCAGCAGUGUAAAGGUUGCCUUGUGGCGCUGUCUUCCAUAAAUGUACUACUGUUGAUACUUAACAUAUUUUCCGAGGCUCAUUAAAUAAAUACCUUUUC
Messenger RNA from Scylla paramamosain (green mud crab), 5568 nucleotides. RefSeq names its product protein ECT2-like (gene pbl). Gene Ontology annotation, biological process: activation of GTPase activity; regulation of cytokinesis, actomyosin contractile ring assembly; intracellular signal transduction. NCBI's taxonomy places the organism in Eukaryota, Metazoa, Arthropoda, Malacostraca, Decapoda, Portunidae. The record is from RefSeq and is a predicted model, not a curated record. The transcript has 21 exons. Gene Ontology annotation, molecular function: guanyl-nucleotide exchange factor activity; GTPase activator activity. Gene Ontology annotation, cellular component: cell cortex; nucleus. The coding region runs from base 271 to 2889 and encodes 872 amino acids.